CGUUCGGGCCCGGCCCGGGGCGGCUCCUUCCCAGGCCGCCGCCGCCGCUGCUGCUGCUGGAGCCUCGUCCGGUGCGGGGCUCGCGCGACAGGCCCGGGGCGGAGCGGCCGCUGCAGCCCGCCGGCGCGACGGGACGGGAGCCAUGCCGAGCAAGAAGAAGAAAUACAACGCCCGCUUCCCUCCGGCUCGGAUCAAGAAGAUCAUGCAAACGGAUGAAGAAAUUGGCAAAGUAGCUGCUGCGGUCCCGGUCAUCAUUUCGCGAGCGCUGGAGCUGUUCCUGGAAUCGCUGCUGAAGACCGCUUGCCACGUCACCCAAUCCAGGAAUGCCAAAACGAUGACAACGUCCCACCUGAAACAAUGCAUAGAACAGGAGCAGCAGUUUGAUUUCCUGAAGGACCUGGUGGCUUUGGUACCCGACAUGCAAGGCGACGCCGAGGACAACCACAUGGAAGCGGGAGAGAAGGUUUCCCGUCGGGGCCGGAAACCUGGCAGCGGCCGAAGGAACGGCGGCACAGCAGGGAAAGGAAAGGAUCCGAAGCAAUCCGGCACAGACUCGGAACAAGAUGAUGACUCGGAAGAGAGCGAAAGCAACGGAGAAGAGGAGGCUUUGCAGACGAUCCCAUCUACACAACCAGCUCCUACCCAUCUCGCUCCAGUUGCUGCCCCCUACCUUCAUUUUACAGCCCCUCCCGUCUCCGCUGCCCCCUUGCCCCUACCGGCUCCAACAGGAACAGUCCCCAUUGCGCUUCCGCCUGCGUCGCUCGCGCCGGUCCAGGCAGGAGAAGAGGAAGAUUAUGACUCUUAACCCCCCCCCCGUCCCCCGUUUCCGGUUCCGUUUUCAUUGCUGCCAUUCGGGGUGGGAGGGGGCGGUGGGG
Messenger RNA from Ahaetulla prasina, 875 nucleotides. It is a transcript of the gene DRAP1, whose product is annotated as DR1 associated protein 1. Bases 143 to 805 code for a protein of 220 amino acids. The transcript is spliced from 7 exons. Gene Ontology annotation, molecular function: transcription coactivator activity; RNA polymerase II general transcription initiation factor activity; core promoter sequence-specific DNA binding. Gene Ontology annotation, biological process: negative regulation of transcription by RNA polymerase II; transcription by RNA polymerase II; positive regulation of transcription by RNA polymerase II. NCBI's taxonomy places the organism in Eukaryota, Metazoa, Chordata, Lepidosauria, Squamata, Colubridae. Gene Ontology annotation, cellular component: negative cofactor 2 complex; nucleus. The record is from RefSeq and is a predicted model, not a curated record.